AUGUCUCCACAAGGUGCUACUGCUUUUCUUCUUACCAAAAUUACCGAUCCUCCUCCAAUCUUAAGCAAUACUAAGAUGGCUGGAAGGGCCAAUGGAGUUGAGGACGAUAUGGCGGCUGAACCUUCUAAUCGUUUUCUAUCUCCUUCUUCUAGCUCUGCUAGGCUUGUUGAUUUGAAGAUUCUAACCAGUUGGCUAGACGAACAAAGUGAGUGGAGCAAAGAUUAUUAUGAGGGAUUGGAUGAGAUAUUCGAUGAUCUUGACUAUGUGAUUCCAGGAACUUUCAUUAACAAGCCUUCCACCGUAUUUUAUUAG
Brettanomyces nanus is the source of this 312-nucleotide messenger RNA. RefSeq lists its product as uncharacterized. Bases 1 to 312 code for a protein of 103 amino acids. Lineage: Eukaryota; Fungi; Ascomycota; Pichiomycetes; Pichiales; Pichiaceae. The record is from RefSeq and is a predicted model, not a curated record. The transcript has 2 exons.